This is a messenger RNA of Paraphaeosphaeria sporulosa, 2586 nucleotides long. Its product is annotated as beta-1,3-glucanase. Bases 1 to 2586 code for a protein of 861 amino acids. The record is from RefSeq and is a predicted model, not a curated record. Lineage: Eukaryota; Fungi; Ascomycota; Dothideomycetes; Pleosporales; Didymosphaeriaceae. The transcript has 2 exons. Gene Ontology annotation, molecular function: polygalacturonase activity.
AUGGUGAAGACUCCGGAUAUAAAAUGUCAAUGCCAUGCUGGUAGUGAAGGGGCCAGAUGGGAGCGAGAAACACAUGCCGGCCAUCAGAAACUUGAAACAAGGAGGUUUGGAAACACACCUGCCCAUUGGCGCGAACCUACCCUCGCCUCUUUCCGACAAUCCUUCAAACCAACCUUUACAUCUUCAAGACUCACACUAGCUAUCACCAUGGUAGCAUUCAGCGCCACGGCGCUUUUCCUCACGCUGCGCGUGCUUCUUUCGGCAACCCCGUCGUCUGCUGCGCCGGUCGCACAGGCAGACACUCCAGCAACGGGCGCAGCCAGUGGCUACUGGCUUCCUGAACUUGCUUCCAAGGGACAAGGAAAAGCCGCAUUCAACGAGGCCCCGGAUACCUACCUAGUGUACCGGAAUGUUAUGGACUUCGGAGCCAAGGGUGACGGUUCAACCGACGAUACCGCCGCUAUCAACAAGGCCAUCGCUUCCCUGACCAAGACCUCUUCUGACAGCGAAGUACGGUGCGGUGAGGGUUGUGACUCUACCACCAUCACCCCGGCCGUCGUCUACUUCCCCCCCGGAACCUACAUGAUUAGCAAGCCCAUUAUUCAGUACUACUACACUCAAUUCAUUGGCGAUGCCAAGCAGCUACCCACGCUCAAGGCUACCGCUGCUUUCGAGGGUAUGGGUCUCAUCGAUGCUGACCCUUACAUUGAGGGUGGCAACGGCGCCAACUGGUUCACCAACCAGAACAACUUCUACCGUUCCAUUCGCAACUUCAUCAUUGAUAUCUCGGCUGCUAAGGCCGCCGCCGGUGUGCACUGGCAGGUCUCACAAGCUACCAGCAUCCAGAAUGUCGUCUUCAACAUGGCCGAUGCCAGCACACCCGAGGGCCAGGCCCAAAAGGGUAUCUUCCAAGACAACGGCUCCGGUGGUUUCAUGACUGACCUCGUCUUCAACGGCGGUGCCAUUGGUGCUUUCCUCGGUAGCCAACAAUUCACUACCCGUAACAUGACCUUCAACAAGUGCGGUACCGGUAUCUACAUGAACUGGAACUGGCUCUGGACCAUGAAGUCAAACACCUUCAACGGCUGCAAGGUCGGUCUCGAUAUGGCCAACGCUCCUAAUAACCAGACUGUCGGCUCUGUGCUCCUCUUGGACAGCAAGUACAUUUCCACCCCUAUCGGUGUCAACACUUCUUUCUCCGAGACCAGCAUUCCCGUCGGUGGUGGCACCCUCAUCAUCGACAAUGUUGACUUCUCUGGCACCGAGACAGCUGUCCAAGACUUUCAAGGCAAAAAGCUCCUCGCUGGUGGUUCGAUUGUCAAGACCUGGGCUCAGGGUAACGCUCUUGCCUCUGGCGGCACCCAGGGCCGCGUCCAGGGCAAUGUUCAGAACGGACCUACGAAGCCCCAGAGCCUUCUCGGUAAAGACGGUGGUCUCUUCGAGCGCAGCAAGCCUCUUUACGCUGACGUUGCUGCCGGCCAGUUCGUCAGCCUGAAGACUGCUGGUGCAAAGGGUGACGGUAAGACCGACGACACCAAGGCUGUGCAAGCUGCCAUAGAUGGUCUCACCGAUGGCCAGGUCCUCUGGAUCGAUCACGGUGCCUACAUCCUCUCCGACACCAUCGUCAUCCCUGCCGAGAAGAACAUCAAGAUCGUCGGUGAGACCUACCCUCUCCUAAUGGCUACCGGUGCCAACUUUGAGGACAUGGAGAACCCCAAGCCGCUCUUCCAGGUCGGCAAACAGACCGGCGACAAGGGUGCCUUCGAGAUGUCCGACUCCAUCAUCACCACCAAGGGACCCGCUCCCGGUGCUAUCCUCAUGGAGUGGAACAUCAAUGCCGAGAACGGCGCCGCUGGUCUUUGGGACGUCCACUUCCGCGUUGGUGGUUUCCAAGGUACUGAGCUCCAGUCCGACACGUGCAGCAAGCAGAACGGCACCACGCACGACGCCGACCCCAAAUGCAUCGGUUCCUUCAUGCAGCUCCACAUCACCAAGAACUCCAACGGCUAUUUCGAGAAUGUCUGGCUGUGGACCGCCGACCACGAGCUCGACCUCAAGGACCACAAUCAGAUCGACAUCUACAACGGACGUGGCAUGCUCGUCGAGUCGCAGGGACCCGUCUGGCUCUACGGCACCGCUUCGGAGCACUCUGUCCUCUCUCAGUACCACUUCCAGGGCGCAAAGGACAUCUACCUCGGCGCCAUCCAGACCGAGACGCCGUACUACCAGCCCAACCCCAACGCGCUGCAGCCCUUCAAGAAGAACGAUAAGUACUUCGAUCCGGACAUGAGCGCCAAGAGCGACAAGACAGCCUGGGCGGUGCGGAUCAUCGAGAGCGACAACAUCUGGGUGUACGGUGCGGGCACAUACAGCUUCUUCCAGGACUACAGCCAGGACUGCGUCGCGGCCAACAACUGCCAGGAGCACAUCAACGAGAUUGACGCGAAGUCGACCAACAUCAACGUGUUUGGUCUGUCCUCCAAAGCGUCUGUCAACAUGAUCACGCAGGAUGGCAAGGGUCUUGCGCUCGACAGCGACAACAGGUCCAACUUCUGCGCCACGCUGGGCAUCUUUGCCCAGGCGUAG